AUGGUGGAUCAAUACAGAAUAGGUCGAGCAUUUCACACAAAAAUCCAUCAAAUUAACGACUAUUUAUUUAUUGGGAGUAGAAGUGCAUUAGACGACGCUCAACUUUUACAAUCUUUAAACAUAAAAAAAGUUUUGCAAUUAUUAGAUUUUGAGAUUCCUGCGGAUGAUCCCUCAAUCGAAAUCCACUACAUCCAUCUUGAAGACAACCCAGAUUCAAGCAUAAUUGAAAUUUUGCCUGAUUGCAUUAAGUAUAUUCACGAUGCUGUUAUGAGCCAAACCCAAAUUUUGGUCCACUGCAAUGCUGGAGUUUCUAGAAGUGGAGCUAUUGUAACUGCAUGCAUCGUAGCACAGAUAAAAUGCCAUUCGGUUAGAGAAAUUGGCUAUCUCCCUUGGAGUUUGGUUUUUCCUAGAGAAGUUCUGCACAGCAAUAGUGGCUUAACUUUGGCCGUGAAGGGCUAGAGGAACUGCUCCUAGGGAAGAAAGAAUUAAGGUUUCUCCACUCAGCACACCAAGGAAGGAACCUUAGGUGGAGUACCAUAGGAGCUUAGUCAGGUAAGGGCAAGACAAGGCAGUCAGUCUUGAGCAGUUGGCUCGGCUGGUGAUAUUUAUUUAGGUAUGAACCCUUUGGCUCAUAGGCAAUUUUGGUCUUGCUGUCAGGUGACAUCACUAAUUGGGCCCAAAAGGUCGUUUUAGCCCAUAGACGUUCGGAAAACUUUCAAUAUUAAGCUAUUCAUAAUCUCAUACAUCAUGGCAUCUCAACUGUUAAGUUUUGAUAAAGCCUUAGAGUAUGUCCAAGAAAAGCGAGCCUGUGUAGACCCAAAUGAAGGUUUUACAGCUCAGCUGAGAAAUUGUGACCCAAGAGAUUUAGCUUUGAUUUUACUAUAG
This is a messenger RNA of Blepharisma stoltei, 885 nucleotides long. The record is from the annotation of a GenBank genome assembly. Lineage: Eukaryota; Ciliophora; Heterotrichea; Heterotrichida; Blepharismidae.